Molecule: messenger RNA, 1209 nt
Organism: Penicillium waksmanii
Lineage: Eukaryota; Fungi; Ascomycota; Eurotiomycetes; Eurotiales; Aspergillaceae
Product: FAD-dependent oxidoreductase
Exons: 1
Coding region: 1-1209 (402 amino acids)
Molecular function (GO): FAD binding
Source: RefSeq, a predicted model, not a curated record
AUGACACUUCCAGUUCUGAUCAGCGGUGCUGGCUUGGGCGGAGUAUGCCUUGCUCAAGCCCUCAAGAAAAACAGCAUUCCCUUCAAGAUAUUUGAACGGUAUGGCCAAAGCAAUGUCAGCGCUCAAGGAUAUCGGCUAAGAAUCACCUCUCACGGCGUCGAAGCUUUGGAAAAAGCUCUCACCCCUGAAAUUUUCACUCUAUUUGAGAAGACUUGUGCCGACGCGCCGAAGCUCGGCGUGAGGGUCAAGCCCGAUGGAUCGACCGCACCAUUCGGGGCUCCACCAGGAGGACCCGGAGGGCCUGGAGGGAGAGCCUAUACUGUUGAUCGCAGUGUAUUUCGCGACACAUUGCUCACAGGUCUCGAAGGAAACGUCUUUUUCGAGAAGAAUCUCGAGCACUACACUGUCCACGAAGACAAAGUCACAGUCUCGUUUUCAGAUGGAACUACAGAAGAUGGUGCACUCUUGGUUGGCGCAGAUGGCGUCAGAUCUUGCAUACGCAGACAACAUAUCCCAAAUUUCAAAGGUCUUGAUACCGGCAUGCGCAUCAUCUUUGGAAAGACGCCACUUACUCCAGAGUUCUUGUCCAAGCUGCCAGAGGAAUAUCGCGAUGGAAUGAGUCUGGUCACAAACGAAGAUGACAACUCCCAGCCUGUUCUGAUGUUCGAAUCGAUCCAAUUUCCGCACGCAGGGGAAGUCUCGACUUUGGAUAUGCCAGGUCCAUAUAUGUAUUGGGUCUUGGUUGUGCAUCGCUCAAAGAUUCCAUCCUCUGACCAAGAUUCGUGGCAUCUCUCUUCCUCCGAAGCAGCCAAUCUUGCAGACCAGCUGACAAGCUCCUGGAAUCCACACAUUCGCACUAUUUUCGAGAUGUCAGACAUAAACCAAACAUCUAUCCGCUCCAUUUUGUCUGCGGGCCCAGAAAUUGACCCAUGGAGACCAUCUUCUCGAGUGACCUUACUGGGUGACGCGGCUCAUGUGAUGCCACCCACCGGGGCGAUGGGUGCUAAUACGGCCCUGCGAGAUGCAGCAGAUCUAGCACAGCGAAUAGUUUCAGUUGGUGGAGUGCAAAACGUGGACGAGGCAAUGAUUGGAACUUAUGAAACGGACUUGAGAGACUUUGCCAAAACGGCUAUAGAAUUGAGUUGGAGAGGUGGUUUGAAGAGCUUUGGCUUGAAACCUGUAGAGGAAUGUGAGCCGAUCUCUAUGUGA